UUUCCUUUUCAGUAAGAAAAAGACAAACGCUUCCUUGUGCUGCUAGCUUGCUACUUUCUUCAACACAUAAUAAUAUAACUAUACACGCGUUUUCUUGCGGAAGGAAGAGUUUGAGAAUCAAAAUUCAAACGCGGAGGAACAAUGUGGUGGUGGGGUAGGGGUUUUCUUCUCCUAGUGCUUUCUUUUGCACUUUUCGAUUCGGUAGCUUCUCUGAAUCGGAGCAGUUUCCCGGCGGAUUUCUUGUUCGGAACCGCAUCUUCGGCUUAUCAGUAUGAAGGUGCAGCGAACGAAGGAGGUAGAGGCCCCAGCAUAUGGGACACCUUCACUCACAGAUACCCCCAAAGCGUAGCUGACCACAGUAAUGGAGACGUUGCUGUUGAUUCAUAUCAUCGCUACAAGGGAGAUGUGGCUUUGAUGAAGGAUGUUGGAUUUAAUGCGUACAGAUUUUCCAUCUCUUGGUCCAGAAUACUACCCAGGGGACACCUUAACGGAGGAGUGAACAAAGAAGGCAUUGCAUAUUACAACAAUCUCAUUAAUGAACUCUUAUCAAAAGGCAUACAACCUUUUAUAACACUAUUUCACUGGGACCUCCCUCAAGCUCUUGAAGAUGAAUAUGGUGGUUUUCUGAGCCCCAAAAUUGUGCAGGAUUUUGCAUCCUAUGCAGAUAUAUGCUUCAAAGAGUUCGGUGACAGGGUAAAGCACUGGAUUACUCUUAAUGAGCCACUUUCCUAUAUUGGUGGUUAUGCAAAUGGAUGCUCUAAGAAGUGGGAAGGCCCGAACUGUAAUAAAGUGGGUGAUGCUAGUACUGAUCCCUACCUGGUUGCCCACUACCAGCUUCUUGCUCAUGCUGCAGCUGUCAAAGUCUAUCGGGCGAAGUACCAGAUUUCCCAGAAGGGUCAGAUAGGGAUAACCUUGAAUACUGCUUGGGUUAUGCCUCUGACCCCAUCUAAUGCUGACAAAGAGGCAGCAGCUCGGAGUCUUGCUUUUUCAUAUGACUGGUUCAUGGAACCCCUGCAUUCUGGUGCAUACCCUGCUGUAAUGGUUCAAAAAGCUGGUGCACGAUUGCCAAAGUUUUCUAGAAGCGAGUCCUUGAUGGUUAAAGGGUCCUUCGAUUUCAUAGGUUUGAACUAUUACACCUCAUAUUAUGCAGCUGAUACACCAUGCCAACAUGAAAAGCAAACCUUCUCCACAGACGCUUGCGUUAGAUCUACUACUGUAAGAAAUGGAGUUCUUAUUGGUCCAAAGGCUGCCUCGGACUGGCUCUAUGUCUAUCCACGAGGAAUUCAAGAGCUACUACAAUACACAAAGGACAAAUUUAACAAUCCUGUCGUUUACAUAACGGAAAAUGGAAUUGACGAGGCCAAUGAUGGUAAAAGGACUCUUGAUGACAAAAUGAGGAUGGACUACUUCAGAAGCCACCUUCUGUAUGUUCAAAGGGCCAUCAGGAAUGGUGUUAGGGUGAAGGGCUACUUUGCAUGGUCAUUCUUGGACAAUUUCGAGUGGACUGCCGGAUACACUGUUCGCUUCGGAAUGGUGUAUGUAGACUACAAAAACGGGUUGAGAAGGUAUCGUAAAAGAUCGGCUUUAUGGUUCAAAGUUUUUCUCCGCGGAUGAAAUGUUAUGAUCAGGCCAUAAGCAGGGCCACUAUAUAUACAUUUGAUAUCUAACAAUUGGUCCUAAUAUUAAGGCUUCAUUGUUAUGUGGAGGGAAGUUCAUGCCUUUCCUUGAUCUGUUUCUGUACUUUGUGGUCCAUUGGCCACCCCUUAAUAUGAUCAGACCUGAGUUGAUCUGUUAGUAAUAGUUGACGUUGAGACUUUUCA
Neltuma alba is the source of this 1820-nucleotide messenger RNA. Its product is annotated as beta-glucosidase 24. The transcript has 13 exons. NCBI's taxonomy places the organism in Eukaryota, Viridiplantae, Streptophyta, Magnoliopsida, Fabales, Fabaceae. The record is from RefSeq and is a predicted model, not a curated record. The coding region runs from base 142 to 1614 and encodes 490 amino acids. Gene Ontology annotation, molecular function: beta-glucosidase activity. Gene Ontology annotation, biological process: carbohydrate metabolic process.